CAAUAAAAAUAAAGGAGAGGGAGGGGGAGCUGAAAAUUCCAUUGAGAAGCGAAAAAAAAACGUAGCGAGAGAAAUUACGACGUCUGCAGGGCACAGCAGCAGCCAAGACGAAACGAAAAUAUAAAAACAAAUUGUGAAUACAUUGCUGUUGUGUUACAGAAACAACUGUAACCGAGAUAUAGAAAAUUACCAACCGAAAAUAGCAAAAUCCUGUAACGCUACAAAGCGGCUAACUAGUUCCAACAAAAAAGAAAGAAAAGAAAAAAAAUCAACAGCAGCAGGAGUAGAAUACAAAGUAGAAAAGUGCGUGUGUUGUUGGCCAACGUGCCAGUGCGUGCGUGUGCGUGUGUGCAGCUAGUGCAAUCCAGUGCAGUAGACAGCGCACACCAUAGAAUACGCUCACUCAGUGUGGGCGCCAUCUGUAGCAUCAGCAACAGCAACAGCAACAGGAAGAGGAAUAGCCACAGCCACAGCCACAAUCCAAUUCACAGCGUACUGCAAACAUGUCUUCGAAUAAUCAAUCGAGCGGCGUCGCUGCCCAAGUGGCAACAAGUGCCAAUCAGCGAGGUGGCAACGCCACCAACUCCACGGAUGCCACAGACACGCAUCACGGCAGCAGCAGCAAUAGUAGCAGCAGCAACAACAAUAACGCCAGUGCCAAUGCCAACGCCUCCGCCACGGGCAAUGCCACAGCAAGCAGCAACAGCAACUCGAAUGCCGCCAGCGCUGGCCACGAUAGUCCCACGCAUAAGGCGCAUGGCGGACACGCAGCGGUCAACACCAAAGAGCGCGUUGUCGACAGCGUUCCAUUUCCACCCAGUCACAAGCUGACGCUGGCCGAGGUAUUCGAUGCGCGCACCGGCAAACCCAAUCACGAGCUGCUCAAGCAGCACUUCAUUUUGGAGGGCCGGAUCGAGGAGGCGCCGGCACUGCGCAUCAUCCAGGAGGGCGCCGCCCUGCUGCGGCACGAAAAGACAAUGAUCGAUAUUGAGGCGCCGGUUACUGUGUGCGGCGACAUCCACGGCCAGUUCUAUGAUCUCAUGAAGCUAUUUGAGGUGGGCGGAUCGCCGGCAACAACAAAGUAUCUGUUCCUGGGCGACUAUGUGGACCGGGGCUACUUCAGCAUUGAGUGCGUCCUCUAUUUGUGGUCGCUGAAGAUCACGUAUCCGCAGACGCUGUUCCUGCUGCGCGGCAAUCACGAGUGCCGGCAUCUGACCGAGUACUUCACCUUCAAGCAGGAGUGCAAGAUCAAAUACUCGGAGCGCGUGUACGACGCGUGCAUGGAUGCGUUCGACUGCCUGCCGUUGGCGGCGUUGAUGAACCAGCAGUUCCUCUGCGUGCACGGCGGACUGUCGCCGGAGAUACACGAGCUGGAGGACAUUAGGCGGCUGGAUAGAUUCAAGGAGCCGCCCGCCUUUGGCCCCAUGUGCGACCUGCUGUGGUCCGAUCCGCUCGAGGACUUUGGCAACGAGAAGAACUCGGACUUCUACACGCACAACUCGGUGCGCGGCUGUUCGUAUUUCUACAGCUACGCCGCCUGCUGCGACUUCCUGCAGAACAACAAUCUGCUGUCGAUCAUACGGGCGCACGAGGCGCAGGACGCCGGCUACCGCAUGUACCGCAAGAGCCAGACCACCGGUUUCCCCUCGCUGAUCACCAUCUUCUCGGCGCCCAACUAUCUCGACGUGUACAACAACAAGGCGGCGGUACUCAAGUACGAGAACAACGUGAUGAACAUCCGACAGUUCAAUUGCUCGCCGCAUCCCUACUGGCUUCCCAACUUCAUGGACGUGUUCACCUGGUCGCUGCCCUUCGUCGGCGAGAAGGUCACCGAGAUGCUGGUGAAUGUGCUGAACAUCUGCUCCGACGACGAGCUCAUGACCGAGGAGAGCGAGGAGCCGCUGUCGGACGACGAGGCGGCGCUGCGCAAGGAGGUCAUCCGCAACAAGAUACGCGCCAUUGGCAAAAUGGCGCGCGUCUUCUCAGUGCUGCGCGAGGAGUCCGAGUCCGUGCUGCAGCUGAAGGGGCUGACGCCCACGGGCGCCCUGCCCCUGGGCGCUCUGUCCGGCGGCAAGCAGUCCCUCAAGAAUGCCAUGCAGGGCUUCUCGCCCAACCACAAGAUUACCUCAUUUGCGGAGGCCAAGGGACUCGAUGCGGUCAACGAGCGGAUGCCGCCCCGACGGGAUCAGCCGCCCACACCCAGCGACGAUCAUCCGCACCCGCAUCAGCAUCAUAGUCAGGGCAACAAUGGAGCGGCGCAUGGAUAAAGAAUCAGCGCGGAGGGCAACGGCAACGGCGUGGGAGGGACAACAGGAGUCGGUGGCUUCUGUGUGGGCGCCGAUUACGGUCGGUAAUACUAAUAAGUAAUACCUGUUGUCGGAUCAGAUGUGCGUGGCGGUGUGUAUGUGUGUAUGUGUGACUGGGUGUGCUGCCUGUGCCGGUUGUGCGGGCAGAGCAUGCUCUGAGCACGUGCAAGAGGGGCCACACUGUGCUCCCUUGCCCACACACACAGACUCGCAUAGCCACACACACGUACACACCCAUAUACACACCCACACACAGCCACACACACACACACACACACACAUGCGAGAGCAUGCAUACAUAAUAUUUACAUAAAAUAUCUACAUAUAAACAUAAUAAUGUUGCAAAGAUUUGUCGUUUUAGCUAAAACAUCAUUCGUAAUAAUUGUAAUACACAAAUACAUACUUACUUUAAUGAUAAGCAAAAAGGUCAAAGGCGAGGUAACAAAGGAAUAGUUGAACAAUUGGAACAGAGCUGAUCAUAUAUACAUAUACAUGGAAUAUGGCACGUGGAAAUUCUAUAUAAACAUUUCACUCUGAGAACAAACCAAACAUCAGCAGCAGCAAGGAGCAAAGGACUUAUGCCCGUUGAGGUAUGCAGGAUAUUACAAUUAAUGCAUUGAUCGAUUACUUUUACGCUCUAGCCACAGAUUCCUUUUCCGUAAUACAAAUUAAAAAUACAAAAACAAAAAAAAAAAAAAAAAAAAAAAUCCAAAACUAAUCUUAAGCUUGUAUGUAUAAAGAAUGAGAAAAAAAAAAACAAAACAAAACAUGUUAAAUAACAAGAAAAAGAAAAAAGAAAAAAAAACAACCAAAAAACCUAGCGCUAAUAUGUUGAAAACAAUUAGCAGCGCCAAAAAGAAGCGUACAUAUAUUAUGUUUAAUUGAGAGCAGAGAAAAAAGAGAGGAAAACAUUAACAAAAACAAAUACAAACUUAUAUGAAAGAAAGCAAAGAACUGUGCAAUCUUGAACGGAAACAAAAAUUAAAAAAAAAAAAAAGAAAAACAACAAAUGUUAAUUGUUGCUUAAACAUUGUAAAAUUCGCAAGACCCAGAAGAAACAAAAGAAAUUUUCAAACAAUUUGCAAUAUGUGUCGCAAUAGUCCAUUAAUUAAUGUUCCUUGUACAUUUUACAAAAUGCAUAUGUAUAUACAUAUAUAUAUCUGUGUAUAUGUGUGUAUGUGCAUAUGUAUUUGUUUGUUGUUUAUAUUGUUGCCUAAUGUAACUGAACUUAACUUAACUUGCAUAUAUGUUUCUAUGUGUGAACUCGUGUAUAAUUUAUUGUGUUUUUUAUUUGCUUAGCCAAAAACAUGUUGAAUUCUUAUUACAAUUGUGGGAGGGGCAAGAGGCAGAAGGAACAACAAAUGAAAUCGCAAAUACAAAAUUUGGAUAACAACUUAAAUAAUUAUUUAGCAAUUAAACAUUGCAUUUUAAAUAUCCAAAUGAAAAGAACAAAGCAAAAAAAAAAAAAAAAAAAAAAAAAAAAAAAAAAAAUGGCAUAAGGAUUUAAGUACCACACAAACUAAACAAAAACAUAAAACAAUUUAACAUUUAAAUAGCUAAUCAAAUAUAUUAAACUAAUUAAAUAAAAUAUUAAAAAAUAUCUAAGCACACACACAUAUGUGCGUGUGUGUGUGUAUGUAUAACUGCAACUGCAAAUGAAUAUCACAUGUUUUCAUAUUCCUUUUCUUUUUUUUUUUUUUUUUUUUGUUAAACAAAUAUAUACAUAUAUAUAAAGUCAAUUUAUAUAUAUUUAUAAUAAAUAAACACUAACUGAAACAUUUGCACCCAUAUUUCGCAUAGUUUUUUUUUUUAUUUUUUAUUUGUUUUGUUUUUGUUAUGAAAUUUGGAAUAAAAAUAUUAAACAAAGAGUUUCACUUGAUAGAAAAUAAGAAGAAGCACGCACAGCAUUUCCCUUUUUUUUUUCCUUUCCACAAAUUAUGCACAAGACAUCAGAAAAGCAAAUCAAUAUAUAAAGUAUAUUAUAAAACAAAACAAAACAAAACAAAGUAUAUAUACUUAUAAAUUAUAUAUAUAUAAAUAUGAAUGUUUUUUGGCAAAUAGUAUAUAUAUAACGAACUCGUACUGUAUAAAGUCUAAAUGAAAACAAUAAGCUUUUUACUUAACUCUGUCCCACACGUCAGGCAGCACUUGAAACAAUUUCCCAAAACAAUUUUUAGAACUGAAAUCAAAAGAUUUACUUGUGCCAUGCGAAAACUCAAAAGUAAAAAAAAAAAAAAAAAAAAAAAAAAAA
Drosophila mojavensis is the source of this 4557-nucleotide messenger RNA. It is a transcript of the gene Pp2B-14D, whose product is annotated as serine/threonine-protein phosphatase 2B catalytic subunit 2. Lineage: Eukaryota; Metazoa; Arthropoda; Insecta; Diptera; Drosophilidae. Gene Ontology annotation, biological process: calcineurin-mediated signaling. The transcript has a single exon. Gene Ontology annotation, molecular function: calmodulin binding; calmodulin-dependent protein phosphatase activity. Gene Ontology annotation, cellular component: cytoplasm; calcineurin complex. The record is from RefSeq and is a predicted model, not a curated record. Bases 504 to 2267 code for a protein of 587 amino acids.